GCUAAGAACCUAUUAUAUUCGCAACAUGAUACAAGAGAUCAACACCUUCAUCCAUAUGUAAGUUUCUCUAAUAAAUACUUUGGACAAAUGCUUUAUGAAUUUGAGUUUUUAUCUUCUGAUUAUUUGUUGCAAAUAUCGUAUUAAUUUUCCUUUGACUCGGAAUUUAGAGGCUUAAGGUACAAUGUUAUCAAACUCAAUUUUUCUAAUUUUCUGAUUUUGGGGUACUGCAGGGAGUGCUAAUAUACUGUUUUUCUGAGAUUUUUGGUCUUUAAAAUGGCUAUGUUCUGUUUUUAACGUUUCGGUUCUCCCGUGUUCUGUUCUUUUAUUCUGUUGUCUGCAUGCUUUUGCUUUGGUUCUUAAUUUUCAUUUUUCAACUUUGGGUGAUAAAAAUUUGUAAAAAUAGUUGUAGUUUCUGAAAAAGUUGGGGGUUUUAUUUAUAUUUCUUGUGUAAUCCCAAUUGUAAGACUGAAAAAAUAAUUGAAAUGAUGUUUUUUUUUUCUUUUUUCAAUUUCUCUUAAAUGUUUUUUUCUUGAAUUUAAAAGCAUAUUUCCCGAUUGGUUACAAUGGUUAUGUUCUCUCUAAUUAGUUCUUUUAUAUUCUCUUCCAACUUGUUUGUCUAAUUUUAUUUUUCAUUUUUUUGAUGGCUUUCUGAAGAAGUUAGCAUGAGAUUUUCAUAUGACAUGGAUGACGAGUAUAAGGAACUCAUCUGUGGAAUGAACCCACCAAGGCUGCUUGGAGGUGCUUUCAUGGGUAUCAAAAUGAGCACCCAGAUAACUAAAGAGGAAAAGGAAGGUACCCGUGUAUAAUCCAAGCUUCAGACUCCAGACCGCAGUAAGAGUCUCUUCCCCUGCAAUUGUAAGUAGCCAACUCCCGUGGUAGCAACGGCAGCAUUACGCAUCUUCAAACCUUUAGCUUUCUGCAAAGUACAGGGAAAUCUCCUUCUUCUGCACUGUGGUGACCAGUUUUACCUUCUUCUCUUUCCUGAUUGGGCGCAUCUUCCCUUUCCUCUCUCCUUUCUCUUCUUUUCUUUUCAUCUCAGCCGUCCACGUGUCACUUUCGCGCCAGAUUUUGCUAGAGCCUUUUGGAAUUGAAGGGGCUUAAAAGAGUCGGAUGUGGACAACUUUGUUGAUGAUGUCCUUGUGAAUCACAAACCAUGGGCUUCUGGAGUGCAAGAGCCAUUGACUAGCCCCCAUGUACUUGUAUGCGCACAUAUGAGUCGAAAUGAAAUGAAUCGUUAUCAUGCACGUGUUCUCAUUGAUAAGUUCAAAGAGGAGGCUGAGCUGCGAGGAUUGACGAAUCAGGUACUUGUUACUGCUUGCUAUCACAUUGGCCACAAGUAUGCUAGAAAACUCAGUAUCUACAUCCCAGAUUCAGAUGGAAGCAUGACAUGCCAUUGGUAUCCUGUCGUCAUUCUUGAUGAUGUGCCGAAAUUGCUUGAUCAACAUAUUGGGAAAGGAGAGAUUAUAGAACCACAUUGGAGGAGCCAAAUGGGAGCAUCUUCUAAUGAAGCUGAAGAAAUUAAUGACCGGGAGCUUCCAAAUGGAGAAGAAAAGAAGAAAAUCGAGGAGCCCCAAGAAACCACAGAGGCGUGUGCCAGGACGGAUGCCUUAGGGAAGCUGUCAAGCUUGAUCAGGAACUGGAAGCAAAACAAUGUUCUCACAGCUGCUGCAGUGGUUGGAACAGUGGCAACAGUGACCGUGGCCUAUAGCUUUUUAUAUAAGGUGAGGCUGAAACGUAUUCUAAUCCAUGUCGGAUUUUGCCAUGGGUGUAAAGGCCCUUCUUUCUAUUCUUUUUUUUCUUUGUAGAAAGAUGUUAUAACGUCGAUUAAAUAAGCUCUUAUACGAACGGAGAAUAUGGUAGCUGCACUAUAUGUUCUUUUUCGGAGGGUUUGAUGAAUUCCCGAAGCUAAGAAAAAUGGCAAUCAAAGGUGGACGAAGCGGAAGCGAGAAUGUCAGCUUGAGUAACACAAACAUUGGUGAGAAUUCAAUGGCCCGAAAACCUAAGGGUCCUCCACAAGGUUCGUCCACUAAGGGUGAGUCAGGACCUAAGAUCAGGCCGAAAGGCGUAGUCGACAAUAGGUGAAUAUUCCUGUACUACCCCUUGUUGGUCCCGAGGGAUAGAGGAAGCACCAAGAAAUCUCAAUUUUGUUGUUUAUGAAUUUCAAAAAAGAGAAAACGGCAUUGUUGUCCUCGUUAUUUGUUUAAUAAACUAGAUAAAUGACUUUGUGCUAACAUCUUAAUCUGCUUGAACUAUUUUCCAGAUAUAUACAGCAUUGUUGU
Molecule: messenger RNA, 2279 nt
Organism: Pyrus x bretschneideri (Chinese white pear)
Lineage: Eukaryota; Viridiplantae; Streptophyta; Magnoliopsida; Rosales; Rosaceae
Exons: 6
Coding region: 1212-1805 (197 amino acids)
Source: RefSeq, a predicted model, not a curated record